This is a messenger RNA of Cylindrotheca closterium, 477 nucleotides long. The record is from the annotation of a GenBank genome assembly. Lineage: Eukaryota; Bacillariophyta; Bacillariophyceae; Bacillariales; Bacillariaceae.
AUGGAAACCACAAUCAAAAACAAAGCUUCCUCCUCCUUCAAUACCAACACCAGUAUUAGCAGUGCUUCGAAUGCAACGCAGCAGGCCGAUUGUCUCAAGGGCAACAACACGUUUCUCGCACGGCUCUCACGACCCAACAGUAUUAAUACUACUACUAGUAGUAGUAGUACUACUACUAGUAUUAAUACUAUGAAUCAGCAUGCAUCCCAUCCUCUGGAUGCCAAUUCGGACAAUGCCUCUCAAGAAUCCCGGAUUGACGAAGCCAUUGAUAUUAUCGAUUCGGAAGAGACCAGCAAUAAUAAGCGACCGAAGAGACAGUCUCUGCAACGAAAGGGUUCUUCCAUUUCGGAACGAUCGGCCAAGGAAUUAUUGCACGACAACUGCAACCGCCUGACAGUACUUGUGCAAAGAAGCAGUAUAGAGAUGACAAGGAACGGCUUUCUAAGCAGUGAUGAUGAGAGUGAUUUGGAGGAUUGA